This is a messenger RNA of Juglans regia (Persian walnut), 1259 nucleotides long. RefSeq names its product probable galacturonosyltransferase-like 4. NCBI's taxonomy places the organism in Eukaryota, Viridiplantae, Streptophyta, Magnoliopsida, Fagales, Juglandaceae. Gene Ontology annotation, cellular component: Golgi apparatus. The record is from RefSeq and is a predicted model, not a curated record. The transcript has a single exon. Bases 70 to 1122 code for a protein of 350 amino acids. Gene Ontology annotation, molecular function: glycosyltransferase activity.
GCCACCUCCUCUAACGAUGAUGUACGUGAUUAAUUAUAUCCCACCACCUUUCCUACCAUUUUGGGCAGGAUGGCCUUAUGGUCCCAUUCUCUCUUUUCACUUCUUCUAAUAGGCCUCCUGUCUCUCCCCUUCCCUCUCCAUCCUACCACCGCCGCCGCUGCCGGUAUCCGUCUCAGCAUUAUCCGAAAGCCCUCCCCCAAUGUCCCUAUAUUUCGGGAAGCCCCCGCCUUCCGGAAUGGGGACGGCUGUGGCUCUGAUAAAAUUCACAUUUCCAUGACAUUGGAUUCUAAUUACCUCAGGGGCACCAUGGCCGCCGUCCUUUCCAUUUUGCAGCAUUCAACAUGCCCGGAAAACCUCGAAUUCCACUUCCUAUGGGCACGCUUUGAGCGCGACAUCUUCUCCAGCAUCAAGUCCACCUUCCCUUACCUCAACUUCAAUGCAUACCGCUUUGAGUCCAAUCGGGUACGUGGAAAAAUAUCCAAAUCAAUACGCCCAGCACUAGACCAACCCUUGAACUACGCACGCAUAUAUCUUGGGGACAUUAUUCCUGCUGAGGUGAAACGCCUUAUAUACCUAGACUCUGAUCUCGUAGUUGUGGAUGACGUCGAAAAGCUCUGGGAGGUGGAGUUGGAAAACAAGGUUUUGGCUGCACCAGAAUAUUGCCAUGCAAAUUUCACGAAGUACUUCACGGACAUGUUUUGGUCUGACCCAAUAAUGGCUGGGACUUUUAAGGGUCGAAGACCUUGCUAUUUUAACACGGGAGUGAUGGUGGUGGAUGUGGAAAAGUGGAGGGAAGGAAGUUAUACUUGGAAGAUGGAGGAAUGGAUGGUAUUGCAGAAACAAAAGAGGAUAUACCACCUGGGAUCUUUGCCGCCAUUUUUGUUAGUUUUGGCUGGGGAUAUUAAGGGUGUCGAUCAUAGGUGGAACCAGCACGGGCUUGGCGGAGACAAUAUUGAAGGGAAAUGCAGGAGUUUGCAUCCGGGGCCUGUUAGCCUACUUCAUUGGAGUGGUAAAGGGAAGCCAUGGCUAAGGUUGGAUUCAAGGAAGCCCUGCAUUGUCGAUCAUCUCUGGGCCCCAUAUGAUCUCUACCGUUCAUCGACUCACUCUUUGGAAGAAUAUUGAGAAAAAGGAAACCAUGCGCGCAUCAUGCAUUCAUGCAUGGUUGGGCCGGGGUUGAACUUUUUGGCGGAUUUAUGGGUUGGCCAGUUUGGAUGCCAAAUUCAUCUUAUAAUUAAUUUAUCUAAUUAUUAUAAUUUUUU